CCUGUCUCGUCUUGCUCAGCCUCUAGACUCGCCGGCGCCGCGCUCUGCCUGCUUCGCUUCGCCUGCCGCUGCCACUCGCCACCGCUUUCGCGCGUUCGCCUCUGCCAGCCCUUGCCUCGCACGCGCGCGCGCGUGAGCCAGGUGCCGCUGCGGCUCUCGCCUCCGCCUCCGGAGGCAGCGCCGUCCGCAGCACCGCCCGAGACGCAGCCCUCUGCACCUUUGAGCCCCACGGGUUCAGAGCGUGCGAGGCUGCGCCGUCGGCUUCCUUAGUGCAUGGCGCCGACUUUGCUGGACUGCUGGGCGUGCCGGGACCUGCAGCGAUUCCGCGCAGUCCUCAAGGGCCACCAGCAGCAGGGGCCGGUCGGCCCCUCGCCGCGCUCGCCGCCGCACCGCUCCUUCUCUGCGGGCGGGCCGGCGCACGGCGGACCAUGCCCGCCGGCAGAGGUGAAUCGGCGCGACCAUCUGGGCCGCACCGUGCUGCACCUCAUUGCGUCGAGCACGGAGGGUGCUAGCGUGGACUGGCUCACUGCGAUCCUCGCGCACCCGAGUACGAACGUAAACCUGGGCGACGGCGAGAAUGGCUGGACGCCGCUCCAUCGUGCGCUCUACCAUGGCAACUUGCUCACAGCGCAGCUGCUGCUGCGGCGUGCCACGGGCUCGGGCCCGGCAGACUACCGCCUGAAGGAUCUCGAGGGCCUCACGCCCUUCGAUCUCUACAAUGCGACGGUGGCUGGCUCUGCGCCCUCGCACCCAGACACGCUGCUGCCGAGCGCACUACAGGUGCCUGCCCUCGCUGCCGGCGAGCUCUACGCCUGGGGCGCGAACCGCAACUACAGUCUGGGCUUCGGCGAUGGCGCAGACCGCGUCCUGCCGGACCGCUCGCGCAUCGAGGCGGUCGAGGUCGAGGGCGUGCUCAGGCCCGCGGGCCAGCGCUAUGACCGCGUGGGCGUGCGGGACGUGGCCAUGUCGAAGUUUGCGACGUUCGUCCUGACCGACGAGAGCAGCGCCAACGUGCGGUGUGCGGGCAUCAGCGGGCAUGGCCGGAUCGGGCGCGCACCGCAGACGCAGACCAAGCUGGAGCCGCUGCGCGACUUCCACGAGACGGCCUGCGCCAUUGCCGUCGGGCUGGACCACACGUGCAUCGUCACGACGACCGGCGCGCUGCUGACGUUUGGGCACAACAAGUUCCAGCAGCUCGGAUACGUGCUUGAGCAUGGGCAAGGCAUCGUCGCCUCGAGCUCCGCGGCAAAGGGCACCGGAGGCGCCGCAUCUGCCACCUUUGGCGCGCCGGCGUCGCAAGGGCCUUCGAGCGCCGAUCUGGAUGUCCAGAUCAGCCCUCGGCGUGUCGCCGGUGUGCUCAAGCGAGAGCACGUCCUUGGCGCCGCUGCCGGCAAGCUGCACUCUGCUGCGUUCACCAGUGAGGCGCUCUUCACGUGGGGCACGAACGCUGGGCAGCUCGGUUACGAUCGCGCCGCCUCGCCGGUGCAGAUCACUCCGCGCAAAGUGUCCGCAGUGACGGCAGCGCAGGCGAUCCGGCAGGUAGCAGUGACAGACUUUGCCACUGCCUGCCUGCUGGCAUCUGGCGACGUGCUUGUGCUGCACAACGACACGCACUUCAUCAUCCGCUUCCCGCAGCCCGGCUUCUCGAGCGACAUGUCCGUCUUCCGGCCACGCCAGGCGCGACCCAAGCCGCUCAUCAAGAAGCUCGUCUCGGGCUCGUCAAACGUCAUGGCAGCGGUCAGCGACAUGGGCGACGUCUUCACGUUCAGCCUCGGCCAUCCCUCCGAGUACGCUUCGUCGGCGGCUGGUGGCAGCGGCGGAGCCACCAGUGCAGCCUCGGCCUCGCGCCAGACCGGCGUCAAGCCGCAGCUCAUCUGGUCGGUGCGCAAGAAUAAGAAGGUCGGCGCGGCCGAGGACGUAGCGCUGGGCGCGGGCUCCGACAUCAUCCUCACGACCGAGUCAGGCCACGUCUUUGUGCGCUCCCGGCCAGCGGAGAACAGCAAUGCGUCUGGCGGGCAGGGCGCCGGCAAGGGCAAGGCCGGCUGGAAGGCUGUGCCGCUGCUGCAGCGCGUUGUCAAGGUCGCUGCCAACGAGAGCGGUGGCUUUGCCGCCAUCAAGACUGACGCAGAGCUGCACGACAUCAAGGCGCGCGGCAGAUCGCUCGAGGAUGACCUGCAGGAUCUGCUGCAGCACCUCAAGGCCGCCUCGCACGCGGGUGCCACGUCGGCCGAGGAGCAGCGCAGUAUCACGGCCGAGGUUGCUCAGCUCCGCGCCGAGCCUGACGCCGAUUCGGACUCUGACUCGGAGAGCGAGGCCGGCGAGUCGUCGGCGGAGCGCUACGUUCGCAUGGCGCAGCUCAUCGGAGAGGCGGUGCGCCGCUUCCAGCCCGAUGGCGGAGCGCCGCGCUUCAGCAAGGAGAGCGUCCUCUCGCCUCCGUUUGGCGUUGACCUCUUCAUCGUGGCUGGCGGGCGCUACCUGCCCGCACACCGCGUCAUCGUUGCUGCUCGCGUGCCCGCGCUCGCCAAGGUCCUGCAGCAGACUGGCAAGACGGCCGCGCCCCCUGGCGUCGCUGUGAGGCACGGAGGUGGUGCGACGACGCUCGAGCUGCCGCGCUGCUCCUUCCCGACUGCCUGCUUUCUCCUGCACUACCUGUACACGGACGAUCUGCCUGCCGUCUGGCUCAGCAUCGGCUACCGGGUUGAGGCCCAGUACAAGGCGAGCAAGAUCGACCGCACGCAGGUGCGCAGCCAGCUGCAAGCGCUGGCCGAGCUGCUCGACCUCUCCGCCCUCUCUUCGAGCUUGGUCUCGCCCGUGCCGCGGCCGCCCGACCAGACGCUGCGCCCGAACAUGCGGACGCUGUUUGCCUCUGCGGUGGACGUUGACGCCUCGCUCUCGCCGCUGCACGACGUCAAGCUUCGCUUCGCAGAUCGUACGGUCCCGGCCCACGCUGCUAUUCUGCGGCGAUCGCCAUUCUUCGCGGCGCUCUUGCAGCCGGACUGGACCUUUGCGCGCUGGGAGCAGGGCAUCAUCACCGUCGACAUGUCGCACAUGGAGUGGCGCGUCGCACGCAUCGUGCUCGAGCAUCUCUACACCGACGCCGGCGCAGAGCUCUUUGUGGGCACAGAUGCCGGCUGCAAGCUGGACGCCUGGCUCGACUUUGUCACCGAGGUCCUGGCAGCAGCCAACGAGUUGCUGCUGGACAAGCUCAAGCUCGUGUGCAGCUCGCUACUGCGCCGACGCGUGCUGCCGACGAACGUGGCCUCGCUGCUGAGCAACGCCGAGUUCUUCCACGCGCUGCCGCUCAAGGAGGCGACGAUGGACUAUAUCUCGCGCACGAUGGAGACGCUCCUCGAGGGCGGGAUGCUCGACGAGCUCGAGCUGAAGCUCGUGCGCGACCUCACGCGCCUCGUGCGCCGCAAGCAGGACGAGCGCAUGCACCGCACGCCGAACGCAGACUACCUGGCCGCUCUCGUGCUCAAGCAUCAGGAGUACUUCGAGUCGCUCGACAUUCCGCCGCCGUCGCUCAACCUCGUCAGUCAGAGGUUCGGUCGCAGGCCACCGCGCUCGCCGUCGUGGCGUCCGCAAGACGCAAGCACCCCUGCGCGGCGCGUGCGCUCGUCGAUGUCACCGGGAACUAGCCCCGAGGUGCGGGCAACAGGCCUGCCAGCGGCAGCGCAGAACGACGCCGGGCUCUUCUCGAUGGACGAAGAUGAGGCUGCCAGCCCGGGUCUGGCUGCAGCGCUGGCCGUAUCUCGCGCCAUGAUGCAGCCGUCUAACCUCAGCCUCGGUCCGUCUCGCGCGAGCACGCCCGGCUCGACGCCGUGGCGCUCGCGCACCGUCGAGGCAGAUAAGAGCGUACUCAGCGUCUCGCCGAAGGCUGCGCCGGCCGCGCGUCCGCCCGGCGUCGACCUGCGCAGCAUCAUGGCGUCGGAGCAGGCGCGACGGCCGUCAAGCGGUCUUGUGCCCUCGGUCGCAGGCAACGGCAGCUUGCCGGCAUCAGCUGCACCCUCUGGGACGGCCACGCCUGUCAAGCAGCCGCCUGGCAGCGACGCGGUGCCACUCAGCUUGACUGCCAAGCUGUCGCAGCGCGACCGCAAGAAGCAGCAGCAGCAGCUGGCGCUACAGCAGCAGCCACAGUCUGGUGCCUCUGGCGCGUCUCCGCAGGCAGGCACGCCCAAGACGUGGUCGCCGACGCUGUCUCCCUUCAACGACCGCAAGCCGAGCGUCUCUGGCGCAUCUCCCUGGGCGGCGAUCAGCAAGGCUCAGACGCCCGGCAGCCAGCCUGUGCCAGCCAUGGACCUCGACUCGUCCUCGCCUCUGCCUGGCGCUGCGUCGUCCUCGCGAGGACGCGCACCGUCAGUGGCGCGCACCGUCUCUGACACGGCGCCUGCGGCUGGCCUGCCUGCUCUUGGGCCGACCAUCACGCCGCAGCGAGGCGUGCGACCACCUUCCCGUCGCAACGGCAGCGAGGUGGCCUGGGCAACCUCCACGCCGUCCUUUACGCCGCCGGCUGUUGCGCCGCCUGCCGGGCCGGCCUUCUUCUCCUCGUCGCCCUCUCCUUCGCCUGCUGCGCGCGCACAACGCAGCGCUUCGUCUCAGAUGCCAGCAACGAGUCCGCCGGUCAGCACGCCCGGCCCUGCGCCACGCUCCUUCGCCGCCAUCCAGGCCGAGGAGCAACAGCGGCUCGAGAAUGCAGCUGCGGCACAGGCGAAUGCCAAGAAGAAGAGCUUCGCGCAGCUCAUCGAGGAGGACCGUCUCGAGGCGGAGCGGCGCGAGCAGGCGGAGCGCGAGAAGGAGGCGUUCGAGGCGUGGUUCGAGGAAGAAGCACGCCGUCUGAGGAUAGAGGAAGGUGGCAGCCCGGCUCCUGCAUCUGGCAACGCACCGAAACGAGGCGGCGCAAAGGGCGGCAAGGCCAAGGCCAACAAGGAGCAGCCUCCUCGCGGCCCGAAGCAACGCGGCGGCAAGACGAAUGACGCCGAGGCUACUGGUGCAGCAAGUGCUGCCGGCACACCAGACGGGCCCUCUGAUGCGCCUCCUCGAGAGGGCGCUGGACGAGGUAAGGGUCGCGGUCGCGGCGGCAAGGCACGCGGAGGAACACCCAACGAGGCUGGCGCGAAGGCAGCGCCGGCACCUCCGCCCAGCCGCGCACACCUGGACCCCUCUGCGCCGGCCUUUGCGCCACCACCUGCCUCUCCCGCCCCGCCUACACGAUCAUGAUGUGGUUUAGCAGUGGACUUGCUCGGUGUGCGUCGCAGUGGGACUCUAGAAAAUGUCACGAGUGUAUCGC
Molecule: messenger RNA, 5287 nt
Organism: Tilletiopsis washingtonensis
Lineage: Eukaryota; Fungi; Basidiomycota; Exobasidiomycetes; Entylomatales
Exons: 4
Coding region: 274-5217 (1647 amino acids)
Molecular function (GO): protein binding
Source: RefSeq, a predicted model, not a curated record